Messenger RNA from Cetraspora pellucida, 1348 nucleotides. Lineage: Eukaryota; Fungi; Glomeromycota; Glomeromycetes; Diversisporales; Gigasporaceae. The record is from the annotation of a GenBank genome assembly.
GCUUUCGCUCUGAAAAUGAUAAGAAUAAUACAGAUGGCCUUUAUUCUGAAAACUGUCAGAAUGAUGCAGAUAGCAUUUUUCCACUUGAAAAGGAUGAGACGGAAAUGAAACUCAAUCAAUAUGCAAGAGCAACUGGAUUUACCUUAUGUCAAAAACGCUUGGAGCUUAAUGGUGACGGAAUUAUUAGACAUCGGACAUUUGAGUGUAGCUUUUCUGGUACACCUACCUCUAAUCAAAUAAUUGAUUUAACUCAACAAUGUCAGCAACAAUCCAGAAAAAUUAUGUGCCCAUGGCACAUAAAUUUAACAAACCCCAAAUCAUUAUCAGAAAUAAAAGUUACAAGCAUUGUUAGAGACCACAAUCAUGAUAUGAUAUUUGAUAUACGUUUAUAUGCUCCCAAGUACCACAAGUUGGCAGAAAAAAUAAAAGAAAGGAUUAGAUUUCAUGUUACUAAAGGCAACAUGGAGUUAAAACAAAUAUAUCUACUGUUGGUAGCAAGUUUUCCAGAUCAAUAUAUUUAUAAAAGGGAUCUUUACAAUAAGGUUCAAAAGAUUAAAGCACCACUUACCAAAUGGCAUAAAGAUGCACAAAAUAUAAUUAAUAAAUUAUUUGCAUUAAAGGAUCAAGAACCCAGGUGGAUAAUUUAUACUAGAAUUGAUCUAUUUGAUAAUCGCCUCUGUUUUACAGCUGGCAUCCUGAGUACACAAAAGGUAGAAGUUAUGAAUCAGUUAAUUAAGAAUGGAACUAGUAGUAUGUCUUCAUUAUGUAAUUUACAUGAUCAAGUUCAAAAUUUGUUAGAUGAUGAGGCUACAUGGGCUCGGCACAAUAUGUACCUUCAAAGUCUUCCAACUAACCAAGCACCAUCAAUCAUUGAAUCUUUAUUUCCUGAAGCUAGAAAUAUUUCAAAAGAAACGAUUAAUAAUAUAAAGGAUAGCAAUAAUGAACCAUUAACAGCUGAUUUACAUAUAUUUAAUAAGCUUAGAGUGUCAGAUACAUUUAUAUAUGAAGUUAGACAACAUGUGCAAAGAAAAGCUAAAUACGCAUAUGGAUUUGGAAAAAUGAAAAAAGCCCUCAAUUUAGUAUUAGAUUUGGAUUGUGAGGAAGAGUUUAUUAAUAUGAGAAUCAAAUCAGUAUCUGAAACCAACAUAUGUUGUGUCAAUUCAAAAAGUAGUGCAAUUAAUCCAGUUAAUCCGAAUUUAUAUGUGCAACAACAUACUCCACAAGUAGCUUCAUCAAGGACUUCUUUUCAUGCUCUCAAUUCUGACAACUCUAAAAGAAAUAUCUGUGUGUUAUCAGACAAUAUUAAUGUAAACAUUCAAGUUAUAGAUGAUAAUAUGUUGAAACAAAA